Molecule: messenger RNA, 1429 nt
Organism: Bombus pascuorum
Lineage: Eukaryota; Metazoa; Arthropoda; Insecta; Hymenoptera; Apidae
Product: GPN-loop GTPase 1
Exons: 5
Coding region: 175-1359 (394 amino acids)
Molecular function (GO): GTPase activity; ATP hydrolysis activity
Source: RefSeq, a predicted model, not a curated record
UUCUUUUAUACAUUGAGUUAUAAUUAAAAAGUUUAUUAGAAGAACUUUAUAAUUCACUUGUAAUUUAUAUUAGUAUAAAAAUUAAUAUGUUAAUUUGAUACAAUAUAAAUAUGCACAUGUUAUAUUCAUUAAUUAUUCAAUAAUAAGUUUUAAAAAAUAUUUACAGAGUUCAAUAUGUCUGAAUCUAUGGAUAUUUCUGAAUCUACUAACGGAAAUAUUUCUACCCAACCUGAUGUAUCUGCUCAAAUAAGUAAAAAGGAGAAGAAGCCAACAUGUAUCGUCAUUCUUGGAAUGGCUGGAUCUGGCAAAACCACAUUUGUACAAAGACUUGUUUCAGUAUUAUACAAAACAGGAAAACCUUAUGUAAUAAAUUUAGAUCCUGCAUGUAGAGAAGUUCCUUAUCCUGCUAACAUAGAUAUUAGAGAUACUGUCAAUUAUAAGGAAGUGAUGAAACAGUAUAGUUUAGGACCAAAUGGUGGUAUUGUUACUGCCCUAAAUCUUUUUUCUACAAAAUUUGAUCAAGUUAUAGAACUUAUUGAAGAAGGAGGUAAAGAGCAUGAAUAUGUAAUUUUGGAUACUCCUGGGCAAAUAGAAGUUUUUACAUGGUCAGCAAGUGGGACAAUCAUAACAGAAGCUUUAGCAUCUGAAUUUCCAACAAUUAUAGUAUAUAUAUUAGAUACUGUAAGAAGCGUUAAUCCCGUAACGUUUAUGUCUAACAUGCUUUAUGCAUGUUCUAUACUUUAUAAAACUAAAUUACCAUUUAUUGUUGCUAUGAAUAAGAUCGAUAUUAUCGAACAUAGUUAUGCGGUAGACUGGAUGCAAGAUUUUGAAGCAUUCCAGGAAGCUUUGGAUUCAGAAACAAGUUAUAUUAGUAACUUAACACGUAGUAUGGCUCUUACACUUGAUGAAUUUUAUAGUCAUUUACGUAGCUGUGGAGUUUCUGCUGCAACAGGAGCUGGUAUUACUAAGUUUCUUGAACUUAUUAAAGAUGCAGAAGAAGAAUAUGAAAGAGAAUAUAAGGAAGCUUGGAAGAGAAUGAAGAUUAAACGAGAUGCUCAGCGACAAAAGGCAGAGAAAGAACAACUUGAAAAAGUAACUCAGGAAGCUACAGGAGAAAGUAUGUCAUUAUUAACAACAGUUAAUAGCGGAAGAGAAAUUUCAGAUAUAUAUUUAAAACACGCUGGUGAUGAAUCAAGUGAAGACGAAGAUGGUGAGGAAAAUCCAUUUAAUUGUGAAGAAGAUGAAGAAGAUGAAGAAGAAAGAAAGGAAACAGAGUCCUUCAAAAGUUUUUUAAAUAGACAUAAAAUGCAACAAAAGAAACAUAUAACUGAUCAACCUACAAUAAGUAGUGAUACAUAGCCUAAAAAGAAAUGUUUGUAUUAAAAAAUAAAUUUUGUUAUUAAUAAAUAAAUUGUACGUUUAAUAUAAA